Molecule: messenger RNA, 3148 nt
Organism: Andrographis paniculata
Lineage: Eukaryota; Viridiplantae; Streptophyta; Magnoliopsida; Lamiales; Acanthaceae
Product: putative E3 ubiquitin-protein ligase RF298
Exons: 5
Coding region: 341-2866 (841 amino acids)
Source: RefSeq, a predicted model, not a curated record
GACGGCUGCAGAGUGAGAAGCGAAAUAGCGACAUUGCCGGGGAGAGCAGCCAGCUUCAGAAUCAACAGAAAGUUUGUGCGCUAGCUGCUCUUCUUCUCAGACCAUCACCGCCGCCGCCGACCUAUCAAUACCUUUCAUCUCACACCGUUUCGAAAUUGUUUGAGAAAGAAAUUUAUUUACUGAAAUAUCGCAGGGAAUUGGAAUUGGAAAGUUGGAUGAUUUGUGCCCUCGAAACAAGUUUAUUGGUGUGCUGUGUUGCUGAUGGUAGCCAUGAAGGCUACAUCAAAAGCUUGUGUUGGUGGGGUUCUCGCUACUUCUGUUGUCAUCUAGAGAGUGAUAGAUGGGUGACAACGACAACACUGUUGGCAGUAGCGCUGAAGGACUCCCAACUGGUUCUGUCAGUGAGAAGGGAAGUAGAAACAAGAGGAAAUUUAUAUCUGAUAUAUCAGCCGAUGCGCCUGUAGACGUAUCAACUGUGUCUCUUACAGAAUUCCCUAGGUAUGAGAUGUUGGAGGAAAAAUUUCGGACUGCUUUGGAUGAAUUGGGGUCGAUGAUGGAGAUGCCUGAUGGCACAAGUGAGCAGGAAGAAGAAGAAGAAGAAGAUGGUGACGAGGAUGAUACUGAUGAAUACUUGCUGGCUGAUUGGGAUGAUCCUAUUGCAUGUCAGCUUGAGGAACUUUUGACAAAUAAUUUGUUUACGACAUUCUGUACUGCAGUAAAGAAGAUAGUGGAUUGUGGGUACACCGAGGAAGUUGCUGAGUGGUCUGUUUUGAAUAGUAAUAUGUUCCAUGGUAGUAAAGACCCUGUAUCUAAUGUUGUUGAUGGGGCUUUGGCUUUGCUAAAGAGGGAAAAGGAGUUCAAUACACCCAAGCAUUCAAUAUUCGAGGGACUUCAGAGCCUGGUGGACUACACAUUACUGGAGAUGGUUCAUGUGCUUCGAGAAGUUAGGCCAGACGUGACUAUUGCAGAGGCUAUGUGGUGCCUGCUAAUGAGUGAUCUGAACCUCUUAAAUGCAUGCCUGGUGGAUGGAGGCCAGUUUGGUAAGGAAACACCUUGGGAACGCUCAACAUUAUCUCAAUUGAAAGGUGAAACUCUUGACAAUGGCCAAUCAGAUUCUGAUAAAAUCAAUGUUCUAAAACAGAUGAUGCCCUCUCUUGAAAAUUCUCAGCAGAAAACAAUUGGUAUUGGAUCUGCCCUGCAACUAUCACACAGCAAAUCAAAUCCUGGUGACACUGCAGUUUCUGGGAAUGCAAGUUCUGUUGUCCUCCAAGAAGCAAAAGGAACAUUUUCAAGUCAAGGAAUCGCCUCGGAUGAAAAAUAUGGUGUUAAUAGAAAGGGAUCAUCGUCGAUGACUGUCAAGAGAGAUAUGCUUCGGCAGAGGGCACUUCACUUUGAGAAGAACUACAAGGGUCGUAUGUCAAAGGGAGCUUUUAAGGCCAAAGUUGCUGCCUUGGGAAGUAUGAUGUUGGAAAAGUCAUUGAAGUCACAAUCUGGUUUGUCUAGUGUAGUAACAAAGGGAACUUAUUCGAAGUUAACUACUUCAACUGGAACAAGCAGCUCAUAUGUGGAAGGAAGACGUAGUCCUUCGAACAAUCCAAAAUCUGAUGCAGCAUCUGCUGGUGCCCUGGCUGCCAAAGAUCCCAAGCUUGCAUUACCUGCAACAAGUCCCAAAUCUCCUCUAUCAUCCAAAACAGAUCUCGAACUUUCUGGGAAGGGCAAAAUAAAGACCUCGGAUUCUUGUAAAGCUACUGAUUAUUAUUCUUCUGUUCUAUAUGAUGAAGCUCUCCAGAAGCAUGUUGCACAUGAUGACAGGGAUAGGGCCAUUUUGAUGCUUGUGCCUCAUAAACAAGCACUUGAGAAAGAACUCCAAGGUUGGACAGAUUGGGCGAACGAGAAGGUUAUGCAAGCAGCAAGAAGGCUUGGAAAAGACCAGGGAGAGUUGAAAAUGUUGAGACUAGAGAAAGAAGAGACUGAGAAAUUCAAGAAGGAGAAGCAAACGUUGGAGGAGAGCACUUCAAAGCGACUGUCGGAAAUGGAAUAUGCUUUGGGCAAUGCCAGAAGCCAGAUUGAGGCAGCCAACACCACUGCUCAGCGGUUAGAACAGGAAAAUGCUGUCUUGAAGAAGGAAAUGGAGGCUGCUAUGUUGCAGGCCCUUCGAUCUGCUACUAAUUUGGAUGAAGCUACACAGAGGGAACAAGAAACACUGAAGAAAGUCCAGCCAUUGGAUGCUGAGAAGAGUUUACUCCAGGAGCAGCUGACGAAUCUGAAACGCCAUGCAACAGAAUUGGAAAUUCAGCUCGAAAAGACUAGAGAACGAAAGCUUCAGAAACAGGAUCUAUGGCUGCAAGAGGUGAACGAGAUGUUGAAAUUAUCAAAAGUGAUGAAAUCCUUGAGAGAAAAGAAGGAUGAAGGCGAGCGAUUGACGAAAGUAGAAGAGGACAAAAUAAAACAGCUGGCGCAGAAGAACAGAGAGAAAUGCGAAGAAGACAUUAAGUCACUCGAGAGCAUGAUCUCCGAGCUGAGACUCGAAUCAGACAAAAUGCAGAUAGCUGCGCUUAGCGUCGGGUACGGCAGCUGCUUGGCAGGCGAGAACAUCUCCACAAACCCGGCAUUGAGGGGACACACUAAACCGAACAAGAGGCUCGCCAUGUUCGAGGAGCAGGAUGUCAAACCCGAAAGAGAGUGUGUUAUGUGCAUGACCGACGAGAUCUCUGUCGUCUUCCUCCCGUGCUCCCACCAGGUUCUCUGCAAGCAGUGCAGUGUUCUACAUGAGAGGCAAGGGAUGAAUGAUUGCCCUUCUUGCAGGACAACCAUCGAGAAGCGGGUAUCGGUGACUUAUCGCGGCGGCGGCGGCAAUGGCGAUUAGCUCCCACCCUACCCACCCCUACCCCCACCCCAUCUCAUCUCAUACCGUACCAUCCCAUCCCAUCCAGUUUUGGGAAGUGUUUGUUAUAUUAAGAUUGGAAAAUGGUGGCCGUGUUUUUAGCGUAGCAGCCGUACAAUUCAGGCAUAAAAUAGAGAGGUAGAUAAAUAACUUAUUAUUACAUCAAGAAUCGAUCGAAUGGAUUGGUGGAGUCGCUGUUAUGGUAUGCAUGCCUAUCUGUCUCUAUCUAUCAAUAAUUCUAUAUAUAAAUUAUCCUUUCAUUUA